Molecule: messenger RNA, 1404 nt
Organism: Aegilops tauschii subsp. strangulata
Lineage: Eukaryota; Viridiplantae; Streptophyta; Magnoliopsida; Poales; Poaceae
Source: RefSeq, a predicted model, not a curated record
AUGGCAAAUGAAAUUCAAGGACUCGGCGCCAAAGACAUCACUAAUCAUGAAGUUGAGAAGAAACUGCUUCGAUCCCUUGACACCUCAUUUGACACACUUGUUCUGAUGAUUCAAGAGCGUCCUAAUUUCAAAAGCCUCAACUCUAUUGACGUUAUGGAGAGACUAAAUACUCAUGAAGAACAAGAAGAAGAGAAGAGAGAUCGGUAUGGCUCAACUCAACGCAAAAACCACGCUCUCAAAGUUGUGGCUGAUUCAUCCUCUGAUGGAAACGCCAAAGAAGUUUCUGAUGAUCCAGAAGAACUCAGCAAGGAUCUCGCACUGAUCACAAAGCGAUUCCAACAUUUCCACAAAAAGAGCAAGUUCCAGAAAAGAAGUUCAAGCAACUCUGGAGGUUCAAAAUCUUCGAAACCUACCGGAGAAUACACCUAUUUCAAGUGCAAAAAGCCUGGACACUUCAUUUUAUACUGCCCUCUCUGGGAAGCUGAAAUCCGUGCUAGUGGGAGAUAUGAAUCAAGCAAUUAUCGAAGCAAAGGCAAGAGAAAGAGCUACGACUCCGAUGAUGAGAAGAAAACAAGGAAGUUCUUCAAGAAGAAAGACAGCUCCGCCUCAAAGUCAUCUUCUAGAUCUUCCUCCAAGAAUCCUUCAAAGUCCUCCUCCAACCACAAGAGUACCUAUCACAAGGCCAAGGCAUGCAUCGGCAAGGAUAUGGAUUAUGAAGAAGAAGAAGAAUCGUCUGCUUCCGAAGAAGAAAAUGAAUCUGAUGAGGAUUCCGACUCAGUAAAUGUGCAGUUAGAUGAAUCUAACGGCUCUCAAAAGGAGCACUUGCCAAAUGUGAUAGAUGAACCGCUGAUAUCAGAUGCUAUUCAGCAAAUGGCCAUUGGGAGUGUCAGGCCUGUUGAAGGAAAUGCACCUAAGUCAUCUGAUGAUGAUGCUCCCAUGACUCGAAGCAGAACUCGUCAAGCCACUGCCGAAGUAAAUGCUCCUCCAAAUGGAAAUGGCAAUCAAAAUACAAAUGCCGAUCAAAAUGGCAAUCCUGAAGGGAAUGAUGACACAAAUGCAGAUGCUGAUGAUAAUGACCAUCAAGAAGAAAAUGCUCAUCCUUGUGUGUCAGUUGAAGAUUCUGCUAAGAUUCACAGUAUGACUGAUAAUGAAGAGGCUUUCAUGGGAAUAGCUGACGAGUCCAAAGCGCCAAAGGGCCCAACGGUAGGCCCAUCAACAAGCAAAAGAAAACGAACCGAACAAAAUGCAAAUGAGCAAGAAGCAGAUGCGCCGAAGAAGUGGAGAGGUGGCAGGCAACCAAUCAAAAACAUAGUUGAGCUUGUUUCUCAUGAUGAAUAUAACACCGUCCCAGGAGAAGAUUCUAAUCAGAGAAAAGGAUGUGUGCAAAAGAUUCAGCACCACUAG